Messenger RNA from Malaya genurostris, 868 nucleotides. RefSeq names its product farnesol dehydrogenase-like. Bases 81 to 815 code for a protein of 244 amino acids. Lineage: Eukaryota; Metazoa; Arthropoda; Insecta; Diptera; Culicidae. Gene Ontology annotation, molecular function: oxidoreductase activity. The transcript has 2 exons. The record is from RefSeq and is a predicted model, not a curated record.
AGCAGCAAAAAGAAACAUUCAAGAAUCAAACUUGCUAAUAGUCAGACGUGCCAGAAUAGUGCCUCUCCCGCAUCAUCAGAAUGGAUCGUUGGGUGGGUAAAGUAGCCGUAGUCACUGGAGCCAGUUCCGGGAUCGGUGCCGCUAUAGCGAAGGCAUUGGUCAACGCUGGAAUGGUUGUUGUCGGAUUGGCCCGUCGAGUAGAACGCGUUGAAGGUUUGAAAUCCCAUUUGAGGCCGGCGGACCACAAUCGUCUACAUGCGAUCAAGUGCGAUGUUUCGAAAGAAGAAGAAAUUCUAAAAACAUUCAAACUAGUUGAGGACAAAUUCGGAGGUGUUGAUGUAUUGAUCAAUAAUGCUGGAGUUUUGCGCGAAACUUCUUUGAUUGAAGCUGAGACACAGAAAUUGCGAGAAGUGUUAGACACGAAUGUUAUGGGAUUGGUUUUGUGCAGUCGAGAGGCGUUCAAAUUAAUGAAGAAGCGUUCAGUGGAUGGACAUAUUGUGCACAUCAACAGCAUUGCAGGACAUUCCGUACCAAAUUUUCCAAAUCUCAACAUCUAUCCGGCUUCUAAGUUCGCUGUGACCGCCAUAACGGAAACCAUGCGUCAUGAGCUAAGAACGGAAGGAAGUAAAGUGAAAGUUACGAGCAUAAGCCCUGGUGCCGUCAAGACAGAAAUACUACCAGCGGAAAUCGUUUCCACGGGAAUGCCUUUGCUUGAGGCAGAAGAUAUAGCCGAUGGUGUUUUGUAUGUACUCGGAACACCGCCGCGUGUGCAAAUUCACGAGUUGACAAUAAAACCGGUUGGAGAAACUUUCUAGGGUACACGGAGAACUGGACCUGACAACAAUAAAACUCCUUUGCUAUCAUCAAA